AUGAGUCCGCGAUCCCGCUGCUUUUCGCUCCUGCUGCUCCUUUUUUCCUUCUUUUUUCCCCUUAAAAUCCUCUUUUUCGCCCACUCCGCCGCUGCUAUCAUGUUCGACUUGCCCCCCCAGGCCCGCGAGUGCUUCUUCGUCAAGUGCUCCGACCAGGAGUCCGAGAUCACCGGGUCUUACCAGUCCUUCUUCGGAGACGGCAGCAUAAGAGUUUCUGUCGAAGGGCCAGUGCCUUCCCAUCGUGCUGCUGCUGCUGCUGCUGCUGCGCUGCCGCCGAUGACUCCGCUCUUUUCUUCUGUGGAGGAGACAGCGCAGCUGCAUGCAAAGCUGCCUCUGCGGGGGGAGUACGCGGUGUGCGUGCGGAGUCUGUUGUCUUUUGAGCAAACAGUGACAAUAGACUUUCAUUUGCAAACUCAAGAAAAGAAUUCCCACCCCAACCAGCUGGCCCUCGAAGACGAGGCUUUGAAGCUCAAGGGGCUCAUGAACGAAGUUCUGCAGAAGGUAGCAGCAGCAGCAGCAGCAGCAGCAGCAGCAGCAGCAGCAGCAGCAGCAGCGGCAACGGCAGCGGAGGUUUAG
Messenger RNA from Eimeria necatrix, 576 nucleotides. RefSeq lists its product as hypothetical. The record is from RefSeq and is a predicted model, not a curated record. The transcript has 3 exons. Bases 1 to 576 code for a protein of 191 amino acids. NCBI's taxonomy places the organism in Eukaryota, Apicomplexa, Conoidasida, Eucoccidiorida, Eimeriidae.